CAAAUCGUGGAUGAACACCGAGAAAUGUUUCUCCAACUUCACAAAUGAUUUUUGUUGUUCAUUAAUAAACAAACAUAAUGAAUUAAACUAAACAAUCUGGUAAUUAUGGACUUGGAUUCAGUUUGCACCGAUUUAAAUGCAGUAACACGCGCCUUGGCAAAGUUAGUUUAUGCGGAUUUACUAAAUGAUGAACGGUUGAUCGACAUUCAACCACAAUUUGAGCGCAGUCUCAAUUUGUUUUAUUUGAGCGCACAAAAGGAGGAGGACAAUCAACAGGUUGCCUAUAUUCCCCUACCACACUCCAAGGACAUAGACUUUAAACAAAUUAACGGUCUACAAAAGUUGCUGCCAAACAGUCUAAUCUUUAUGGCCAUUGCAGACAAUACAGGCAAUAUAUUGUAUUACCAAAUCACAGAAGGUUUCAACGAAAAGUAAAUAUUAAGCUAAGAAAACUUUUU
This is a messenger RNA of Drosophila albomicans, 458 nucleotides long. RefSeq lists its product as uncharacterized. Gene Ontology annotation, biological process: tRNA splicing, via endonucleolytic cleavage and ligation. Gene Ontology annotation, molecular function: nucleic acid binding. The record is from RefSeq and is a predicted model, not a curated record. The transcript has 3 exons. NCBI's taxonomy places the organism in Eukaryota, Metazoa, Arthropoda, Insecta, Diptera, Drosophilidae. The coding region runs from base 106 to 435 and encodes 109 amino acids.